Thelazia callipaeda (thelaziosis nematode) is the source of this 735-nucleotide messenger RNA. The record is from the annotation of a GenBank genome assembly. NCBI's taxonomy places the organism in Eukaryota, Metazoa, Nematoda, Chromadorea, Rhabditida, Thelaziidae.
AUGAUGUUCAACAUGUGCUUGUAUUCAGAUUGGGGAUUAAAACAGAAGACACGAAUUCCAAUGGAGAAUCAAGGAGACAAACUGGAAGAGAAAUAUGUUUGCAUCAAUUGUUGCUAUGCAUCUUCAAGUCUUUUUUUGAAGUAUAGUGACAACGGAAUCCGACUCACGCAUUGUGUAGGUUAUCUGUUGCGUAACUGUGGCCGAGCUGUAGAUGCAUAUGUUGAAUAUGACAAUGUUCUCAUAAUAAUCGAUCUCAUGCUGCAGUAUGUCAAAGCAUAUCGACAUCUUUUAAUAAACAGCAAUAAUCUCGUAUCGUUUAUCCUUAUGUCAGCAAUAUUCUUAGUAUUUGUGCAUCAAAGGCGGCGGGUAAUAUUGGGUAGCGAUAAUAUUUACGACUUGGAAUGGAAAUUUUAUGAAUGUUUGCUGCAAAGUUUAAUGGAGAUGACAUCUCUUGUACUUGUGCAGAUGACACUAUUAUCGUCUCGAUAUCGUUCAAGACUUUCUAUUAGCAAAGCUCUACAGGUGUUUUGUGCUGGAUUUUAUGGAAAUGUGUUCGCUGUAUUAUCAGUUAUAUGGCACUUACACUUGAUAUGGUCAUAUAGAAUGUUUAUUGAAUUAUUUGUAUUUAUAUCGCAUGUUCAGGCACUUCGGGGUAUGUUUUUUUUAAUUGCAGAAAACGUAGCAGUUCAUCAGAUCAUCUUUUUCAUGCUUCUAAACGUUUAUAACAUUGUAUGA